Dermacentor silvarum is the source of this 1567-nucleotide messenger RNA. RefSeq lists its product as uncharacterized. NCBI's taxonomy places the organism in Eukaryota, Metazoa, Arthropoda, Arachnida, Ixodida, Ixodidae. The record is from RefSeq and is a predicted model, not a curated record. The transcript has 7 exons. The coding region runs from base 166 to 1020 and encodes 284 amino acids.
GUCAUCGAUAUCAAAAGCGCUGCUUUAGCAUAGGUUAGAGGACAGUGUAGUGUCAUGUAUGUUGGUAGAAGCUCUGAAGAAAUCGGGUUCACGCUUCAAGCAUCAUCGAUUGAAGCCGGCUGACGUGAUCACUUUGGAGUGGUGUCAAUGUAGACGUUAUCAACGAUGACCAGCGACAAAAAGGGCACAAAUAUGAGCACAUGCAUGCUCCAUAGGACCGGACAUUCCUUCGUGCUCGUGGCAGUGUCACUGCUGUCGCUGCUGGCAAUACUUCCGCCGCAACAGCCAUCGUGCGCCUCGGCAUUGUCGCUGCUCCCUCAGACUCACACGGCAAGCUUGCUCUUCAGGACCCGUAGGGACGAGAAUGAAGGAGUUGGAGCAAGACAUCGCACUACGAGUGUGGGAUUCUACAUCGGCGAUCCGUGCAAGCAGACCUGCAGCAGUGUUCUUCACCACGUAUUCUGCAACCACACUUCUCGACGGUGCGAGUGCCGGCCGGAGCACCCCGUCAACAUCAACAACAGGCAAUGCGUCAAGGCUUCUUCUCUGGGCAGCCACUGCGCAUAUCACGAGGUGUGCGUCUACUACGUGGCCCACUCGUCCUGUCAGAGCAACAAGUGCCGCUGCAUUGAUGGUCAUGAACCCGACACUGAAUCCAAAAAGUGCACGCCAAAGCGUGCUCCGGCUGUCUUGGAUGGUACCGAACUCACAACGAUGGUGAGCGUGAUCGUGGCGCUACUGCUGUUCAUGGCACUCUUUUGCCUCGUCCUCAGGCUCUUCAGCAAAGCCCGUUUCGGUCCCUCCAGUGGUGAUCGUAUGGCCGACGCUGGAUCGCCACCUCCGAGCGCCGCCGUGCUCAGCUCCGUGGACGGGUCCUUGUCUGACAAUGGGACCGCAGCCGGAGCCAAGGAAGGGCCUGGAUCCCGGCGCAAGUCCCGGAACUCAAUUGAUGUCACCGGGCCGCGACGGCCCGGCAACACUGUGCCUGCAUCAGCGGAAACGCGGAACAUGAUGUUUUGAUUCUGAGAUAGCAGCUGCUGGAACUUCCAUGGAAGAAAGUACGAAAGAAAUGGACUGCUGGUGUUAGCAUACGCAGACAGCUACUAUUAAAAACUUCUAUCAAGAAAAAGGAAACACUUAAAUAGUAUCACUCCGCAGUUAAAACACGGAAUGAGGACUAAUGUGGUAUUAUUUCAUGCACCUUUCAUUGACCGUUCACAUCAACAGCACAGUUGCUCAUGUGUAUACUUUUCUUCUAUUUCAACAUAAAAUAUUAGUGGUAUGGAGGUACUGGUAGACGUUAUAGUUUUUUUUAUUCGGGAAGUCAUCCAAGAAUAUUUGUAAUUGUUCAUCACACCACAAAAUAAGGUGCAUUAUUGACAACAAAGAGCCAGACAGUAUGUCCUCUUCUGUCUUAUGAAUGUUUUUUGGAUGAAGUGGCUCUUUCACGAUACAAUUUCACCACACACAACCCUGCAUAGCAUAGUCUGCAAACAAAACGAGUGGCCUAUCAAAGGAACGCUGUUAUCACAGAGCCCAACUCAACGUCCUUCAUUUUGUUUCUAUU